Pomacea canaliculata is the source of this 1129-nucleotide messenger RNA. Its product is annotated as cytochrome b-c1 complex subunit Rieske, mitochondrial-like. Gene Ontology annotation, biological process: mitochondrial electron transport, ubiquinol to cytochrome c. Lineage: Eukaryota; Metazoa; Mollusca; Gastropoda; Architaenioglossa; Ampullariidae. Gene Ontology annotation, molecular function: quinol-cytochrome-c reductase activity; 2 iron, 2 sulfur cluster binding. The coding region runs from base 77 to 883 and encodes 268 amino acids. The transcript has 4 exons. Gene Ontology annotation, cellular component: membrane. The record is from RefSeq and is a predicted model, not a curated record.
CAAAGGCAUUGGUUUGUGUCCUUCGCCAUAUUUCGGUAAAGCCGUGGAGGUGAGAGCAAAGCUCAUACCAACAAAAAUGAUAUCCGUAACAAAAUCUCCACUUUUAUAUGCAGUUUCUCAAGUAAUUGCUGGUGGAGCAAGGCCUUCUGUAACCGCUUUAGCCACAAAAAGUGAAAAAAUUGUAGUACUUCCUCAGCAAAUUGCGAAGAGCAGCUACUCCUUGUCGAAGCUGAUACCAAGUGGAACUGAACGCAUUUCAGUAUCGCUGUGCGCUCCAGCGCAGGUGCGUUAUGCCCACACAGAUAUCCAGGUUCCAGAUUUUUCGGCCUACAGGCGAGACAGUGUCAAAGAUAAACGUAGCUCAUCAGAUGCUUCAGCUGAUUCUAGACGAUCCUUUACAUACAUGAUUGUUGGAGGUGGUGCAGUUGCAGCCACUUAUGCAGCCAAAGCCGUAGUGAGCGACUUUGUUUCCACCAUGUCUGCUUCGGCUGAUGUCCUUGCUCUAGCUAAAAUCGAGAUUAAACUGGAUGACAUCCCAGAGGGCAAAAACAUGACCUUUAAAUGGCGUGGCAAACCUUUGUUUGUGCGCCAUCGCACAGCUGAAGAGAUUGCUGCAGAGCAGAGCGUAGAUAUCAACACCUUACGUCACCAGGAGGCAGAUUCUGACCGUGUACAGAAACCUGAAUGGCUGGUGUUACUGGGUGUCUGCACACAUUUAGGAUGUGUACCUCUUGCUAAUGCAGGUGAUUAUGGAGGUUACUACUGCCCUUGCCAUGGUUCUCACUACGAUGCCUCUGGUCGAAUCCGCAAAGGUCCAGCUCCCUUAAACAUGGAGGUUCCAGAAUACACGUUCCCCGAGGACAAUAUACUUCUAGUUGGGUAGACCAUCAAAAUAGGUCCAAUGCUCAUUUUUAGAUCAGUUUGCACUGUUAAUGUGCAGCAUAAUUUUUGUUCCCAGUUGGCCUAGUUGCAUGCAUUGGGCAUAAAUGACAACAGAGUGUGAAUUCACAGAUAGCAUAAGGAUACAGGAAAAAAAAUUUAGAGGGAAAGUGCUGAACUCUGUGGUGCAAGGAAAUGAACUUGGAUGUCUGCAAAUAUAAAUUUCUUUAAAAUGUGAAAAAAAAAAAAA